GCACAGGGCAACCUCUUCCUCCUCCUCCUCCUCCUCCCGCGGCUUUGGCAGCCUCUGCUCCCUUCUUCUAAGCCGGCGCCCAGCAGCUGCUGCUUCCCUGCUAGAUCCCCGCCACCCGAUCUCCCUCGGCAUUAUCCCCCUCUCAUCUCUUGGAUCUCUCAGGGCUGAGAUCUGCCUUUUUGCCGGAGCCCCUUCCUCGCUUCUCCCGCAGCCAGGGCGAGAUCGCAGCCUCCUCUUCUUCCUGCCAGCUGGGGUCCCUCCACGGCCAGGAGGGCUGCCCUUCUUCCAGUUUCCCCGCAUCCGCCCGGGCACCCAUCCGCCGCUGGGUCUCCCGCCUUCUUCCGGGAUGGCUGCGCCUCAGCCGCUGGGAGCCCAUCGCUGAUGAAUUUGGCCUCCUGCCUCCACCAGCCUCUGCUCCCUGCCCACCGCGGGGGCUGUGCCCACCUUUCCCGCUCGCCACCUCUUUGGCUCCCUUCGGCUCCCAUUGUGACUACCACGGACAGCGCCCCAGGGCUGGAAGCAUAAGCCAAGAAGAACUGACACAGAAACUGCCGCCUGUGCUUCUCGAGCAAGAUGAUUCUGAGGAGAAAGAUGCUGCUUCUCCUAGAACUGGUGAGCUUCCUGGCGAUAUCACAGGCUGCACAUGGGGCGUUUCACUUGAACAUCACAGAAGGCUGCAAACUCAUCUUCCCUCCUUGGGAUGGCGGGAUCCGUUACCGAGGCUUGACCCGUGAGCAGGUGAAGACGGCCCGCUUCCUGCCCUUUGACUACGAAAUUGAAUAUGUCUGCCGGCCCGAACGUGAGAUUGUGGGCCCCAAAGUGCGCAAGUGCCUGCCCAAUGGCACCUGGACAGACAGCGACGUGGAGAGCCGCUGCUUACGUACCUGUCCCAAGAUGCACCUGAGCUUGGAGAAUGGCCAAGUACAUGUCCGCGGGAUCGAACGGGUGCCUGUUGAAGGUACCUGGGUGGAAUAUCGGUGCAAUCCUGGCUUCCAUCUUGUGGGUAGUCCCCGCAGCAACUGCACCAAGGUGGGCCGUUGGAGUUCGCCCAAGCCUGUCUGCGAAUUGUGGCGUCCUCCUGUUUCCAGGUCCGGAUCAGCAAACACAGAGCUCACGAAGCAUCCAGACAGUGCAGCCCUCAACAAAAGAGUGCCGGAAGGAAGGAAGCUAAGUUACCUGCCCAAGUGUGAACCUGGCGUGGCCACCAAAUUCCUCUACGAGCUCCUCUAUAAUGACCCCAUCAAGAUCAUCCUUAUGCCAGGCUGUAGCAGCGUUUCCACCCUGGUGGCUGAGGCAGCACGCAUGUGGAACCUAAUUGUGCUCUCCUAUGGCUCCAGCUCUCCGGCGCUGUCCAACCGCCAGCGUUUCCCUACCUUCUUCCGCACGCAUCCUUCCGCUACCCUGCACAACCCCACCCGGGUGCAGCUCUUCAAGAAGUGGAGCUGGACCAAGAUUGCCACCAUCCAGCAGACCACAGAGGUGUUCACCUCGACUUUGGAUGACCUGGAGGAGCGAGUCAAAGAGGCUGGCAUUGAGAUCACUUUCCGCCAAAGCUUCUUCUCCGAUCCCGCAGUGCCGGUCAAGAAUCUCAAGCGCCAGGAUGCUCGUAUCAUCGUGGGGCUCUUUUAUGAGACGGAAGCACGGAAGGUCUUCUGUGAGGUCUACAAGGAGCGUUUGUUUGGGAAGAAGUAUGUCUGGUUCCUGAUUGGCUGGUACGCUGACAACUGGUUCCGAAUCAAGGACUCAAAUAUCAACUGCACUGAGGAGGAAAUGAGGGAGGCCGUGGAAGGGCACUUCACCACCGAGAUUGUCAUGCUGAACCCAGAGAACACUCGCAGCAUCUCCAAUAUGACAUCACAAGAAUUCAUUGAUAAGCUGACAAAGCGUGUGGAAAAGAGUCCAGAAGAGACAGGUGGCUUCCAGGAGGCCCCAUUGGCUUAUGAUGCCAUCUGGGCAUUGGCUCUUGCACUUAACAAGACUUCAGCUGAGCUGGUGAAGAAGGGGUUGCGCCUGGAAGACUUCAAUUACAACAACCGAACCAUUACAGAUGAAAUUUACCGGGCACUCAACUCUUCAGCUUUUGAAGGAGUCUCGGGACAUGUGGUGUUUGAUGCCAGUGGUUCUCGGAUGGCCUGGACCCUCAUUGAGCAGCUUCAGGAUGGUGUCUACAAGAAGAUCGGGUAUUAUGACAGCACCAAGGAUAACCUGUCCUGGUAUAACAAUGAGAAAUGGAUUGGGGGCUCCCCACCAGCUGACUACACAAAGAUCAUCACUACUUUCCGGUACCUUUCCCAGAAACUCUACAUUUCUGUUUCAGUGCUCUCCAGCAUAGGUAUUCUGUUGGCCAUCAUCUGCCUGGCCUUCAACAUCUACAAUGGGCAUGUCAGAUACAUCCAGAAUUCACAGCCAUACCUCAACAACAUGACAGCUGUGGGUUGUGCACUGGCGCAAGCAUCAGUUUUUCCUCUUGGGCUGGACGGUCUUCACAUCAGCAAAGAACUUUUCCCCUUCGUUUGCCAGGCUCGGCUUUGGCUUCUGGGCUUAGGUUUUAGCCUGGGCUACGGCAGCAUGUUCACCAAGAUCUGGUGGGUGCACACAGUCUUCACCAAGAAGGAAGAGAAGAAAGAACGACGCAAGACACUGGAACCAUGGAAGCUGUAUGCCACCGUAGGAUUGCUUGUUGGACUUGACUUUGUCAUCUUGGCCAUCUGGCAAAUCGUCAGCCCACUGAGACGCACCACCGAGGAAUUCACAAAAGAAGAUCCAAAAAGUGACAUUGAUGUGCAGAUCCUCCCCAAGCUGGAACACUGCAGUUCAGAAAAGAUGAACACUUGGCUGGGCAUCUUCUAUGGCUUCAAGGGGCUGCUGCUACUGCUGGGCAUUUUUCUCGCCUAUGAGACGAAGGGUGUCUCCACAGAGAAAAUCAACGACCACCGGGCGGUGGGCAUGGCCAUCUACAACGUGGCUGUGCUGUGUCUCAUCACCGCCCCGGUCACCAUGAUUCUCAGCAGUCAACAAGACGCCGCCUUCGCUUUUGCUUCCCUUGCCAUUGUCUUCUCUUCGUACAUCACCCUGGUGGUGCUUUUUGUGCCCAAGAUGCGGCGUCUGAUCACCCGGGGAGAGUGGCAAUCAGAGCAGCAGGACACCAUGAAGACCGGCUCUUCCACCAACAACAACGAGGAAGAGAAGUCACGGAUGCUGGAGAAGGAGAACCGAGAACUUGAGAAGAUCAUUGCAGAGAAGGAAGAGCGCGUCUCUGAGCUCCAGCAGCAGCUCAAAGAACGGCAACAGCUGCGUUCACGGCGGCGGUCCUCCAACUGCGCUGCCGACAACCACUUCAACAACUCUGCCUCAGCGUCCGCCGCCACGGGGCCCAACCUCUACCAGCCCAGCCUGCCGCUCGUCCGCUGCCUCGUGGCCGAACAGGCCGACAAGCUGGGGCGCAACAACUGUGACGGGAGCCGCGUCCACCUGCUCUACAAGUGACCGGGGCCCCUUCGAGCGCCACCGAGGGGGAGGGCGGGGCGCCCUUAAGCCAGCCCCGGCAGGGUGGGCCGAGGCGUCAAGACAAAAACGGCGGUCCGGGGACCUUGUACAGUCGGCUGGAGACUUUGCGUUUGGGUUUUUUUGGAAAGGAAAAACAACUGAAGAACUCAUAAUCUCUGACCUUUGUUAAAAAGAAAAAAAACUUUAUGUCUGUCCACCUGCCUGCCCCUGGAACCUGGAAUCCAGGUGCCAACUCUGUGGAGACUUUAUUUUAGAAGUAGAGGGUUGCAGGAAUACCUCCCCUCACCCCCGACCUUUCCCCACACAGGGCAGACGUGGCUUCAUCUGCAGAUGAUCGGUCUUGAGAGGAGUCAACACUGGCAAAGUGGCUGUUCCCUCAGCCGGAAGGGUUCUGUGGCUUUGUGUGUGUGAAGGGGAAAGAAAACUGAUGAUGAUGAUGAUGAUGAUCAGCUACUGCAUGACAUGGUUGCUUCUCCUGGGCAAUGAUCUAGAGACAAGAGACCAGCAGCUGCAGUUAGUCCUGUAAGAGCCCGGCCAGUUCAGGGUGCAGCUGAGCCGUGUAGUGUUGCCGUUGUACUGACAGUCCGACUGUCCUGCACAACCUGCUUUUCUCCUUCUCCACCAUAAAUCUCUUUCUUCCGGCUGCAGCCAGGCUCUCUGGAAGACGUAGGCGCCAAGGCCCAGAGGCUGCCUGCCUGUAUAUAAACAGUAUUUAAAGAGAUUGGUUUACUAAGAGAUUGAUCCAACCUGUAGGACAGUCAUGCUGUUGAGCACAACUGGAACUUCAGACUUAUACGAGUGGGCCUGCGGCAUGUAACCCCAAAGAACUCCAUUUAAUUAGUCAGGAGUAAAUGUAGACGAUGGCAUAUCUGUCCUUCCACGGAGCCAAACAGAUCCUCCAACCUGAGUUGGGCUGAAGGUGGGAGCAAUGACCACCAGCCUCUCUGGCCUUGGCUACAAAGUCAUACCUACCAUCACAUUGUACAUCACAACCAGAUCUCAUUGGGAUCUCCCCGAAAGCUCCCGUGUACAUCUGGGAGGGUGUGCUGCUUACAUCUAGACCACCUGUAUGCCAGGCUAGACUGUGAUGCACAGGUAUAAGACUGAGACACAGUUAGCUUGUGGGGUGAGGGUGAGGCAAAAAGGCAGACCUUGAAACUCUCAAAAUACAAGGGUGAAGAGUAGACCUCUUACCCAGCCAUACAGGGUAUUUCCAAAAAAAGAAAAAACAGCCUACAAGGGAAAGCACAGCCAGGGUGCUUUCUUCAGGGUAACAGGGGUGGGGGGCACAGAGAGCAAUUUGCCCCAGAAGACAAGAGCACUGUGCCAGUUCCCUUCUAACCAGAGGACACAGGAAGGCAUCCUUUCUAAGGAAAUAUGGGGUAGGUAGGGAUGUUUCAAGAGGUAUCAUCAACUUGGAACUGUCCUUAAGUGCGUUCUUGUUCAUACUGAGCCACAGAAUCCUAAGCCUUCUGUUUUGGACUGAGAAAGGGUCAUAAGAAGGGGACGUCCUUGCCACUAUUGCCUUCAUCGGCCUCCCCACCAAGUUGGCCAAGGAAUGUAAGGAACUGGAGCCACCAAGGGAGGGCCAAGAGUUGGACAGGAUACUGACCCAGAGGGGCCAGCCGCUACCCUUACAACCAGCCCUGGGGCUUCCUCAGUCAUGUGUGUGCGUGUGUGUGUGUGUCUGUGUAUGCAUUCUGCAUGCAUGUGUCAGUGCCAGUUCCUCCCUGCCCUUCUUCAUUUUGAGCACUUUAUGGUCCCAGCGGAUGUGGGGAGUCGUGGAUGCUGUUCUGUCGAGGAGGGGAAGCCCAGAUGCCUGCCAGACUUUCCCCAUCCAGCAUACAGCUGUUCUUCAGUAAAAAUGAUACAAUAUGAGA
This is a messenger RNA of Pogona vitticeps (central bearded dragon), 5387 nucleotides long. Lineage: Eukaryota; Metazoa; Chordata; Lepidosauria; Squamata; Agamidae. The record is from RefSeq and is a predicted model, not a curated record.